GUAAUAAGCUCAAUGAGCUCACUUUCAGAAUAUUGCCUACCCUCUAUCCUGCGCACUUUGUUUGAUUGGUAUAAAAGACAGAAUGGCAUAGAAGAUGAAUCUCAUGAGUACAGACCAAGAACAAGCACUAAAUCCAAAAGUGAUGAACAGCAGAGGGACUAUUUAAUGGAAAGAAGAGAUCUGGCUAUUGAUUUUAUUUUUUCUUUAGUAUUAAUAGAAGUUUUGAAACAGAUUCCACUUCAUCCUGUAAUAGACAGUUUGGUACAUGAUGUUAUUAACUUGGCUUUCAAGCACUUUAAGUACAAAGAAGGGUACCUUGGUCCUAACACUGGAAAUAUGCACAUUGUUGCGGAUUUGUAUGCAGAAGUAAUAGGUGUUUUAGCUCAAGCAAAGUUUCCUGCUGUAAAGAAGAAAUUCAUGGCAGAGUUAAAAGAGUUACGGCAUAAAGAACAAAGCCCAUAUGUAGUUCAAAGCAUUAUCAGUCUUAUAAUGGGAAUGAAAUUCUUUCGCAUUAAGAUGUAUCCUGUGGAGGACUUUGAAGCUUCUCUUCAGUUUAUGCAGGAAUGUGCACAUUAUUUCCUUGAAGUUAAAGACAAAGAUAUCAAGCAUGCACUGGCAGGACUGUUUGUUGAAAUUCUUGUCCCCGUAGCUGCUGCUGUUAAAAAUGAAGUGAAUGUCCCCUGUCUGAGGAACUUUGUUGAAAGCCUGUAUGAUACAACACUUGAACUUUCCUCACGAAAGAAGCACUCGUUGGCUUUGUACCCUUUGGUAACAUGCCUGCUUUGUGUCAGUCAGAAGCAGUUCUUUUUAAACAGAUGGCAUAUUUUCCUCAACAACUGCCUAUCCAAUCUCAAGGCUGAGUCAAACAGCUUGGUUAGGAGGCUUCUACAAACAGCACAGAAUAAGGACCCAAAAAUGGCUCGAGUUGCACUGGAAUCUCUGUACAGACUACUGUGGGUUUACAUGAUCAGAAUUAAAUGUGAAAGCAACACAGCUACCCAAAGUCGACUUAUUACUAUUGUCACAACACUUUUCCCAAAAGGGUCCCGUGGUGUUGUGCCAAGAGAUAUGCCUCUAAACAUCUUUGUGAAGAUAAUACAGUUUAUUGCACAGGAACGUUUAGAUUUUGCAAUGAAAGAAAUUAUCUUUGACUUCCUUUGUGUCGGGAAACCAGCAAAAGCUUUCAGUCUCAACCCUGAGAGAAUGAAUAUUGGUCUGAGAGCUUUCUUGGUAAUUGCUGAUAGCUUGCAGCAAAAAGAUGGUGAACCUCCAAUGCCGGUGACCGGAGCUGUCCUUCCCUCUGGAAACACUCUCAGAGUGAAGAAAACAUAUUUGAGCAAAACUCUUACGGAGGAGGAAGCUAAAAUGAUAGGUAUGUCAUUAUAUUAUUCUCAAGUAAGAAAAGCUGUGGACAACAUACUCAGACACCUUGACAAGGAAGUGGGUCGGUGCAUGAUGCUAACCAACAUCCAGAUGCUUAACAAGGAACCUGAAGACAUGAUUACUGGUGAAAGAAAACCAAAAAUUGAUCUGUUCAGAACAUGCGUUGCUGCUAUUCCUCGAUUGCUUCCUGAUGGAAUGUCAAAACUUGAGUUGAUCGACUUGCUGGCAAGGCUGUCUAUCCAUAUGGAUGAUGAACUUCGACACAUUGCACAGAAUUCUCUUCAGGGUCUACUUGUUGACUUUGUUGACUGGCGGGAGGAUGUACUCUUUGGUUUUACUAAUUUUCUGCUACGUGAAGUGAAUGAUAUGCAUCAUACCCUUCUUGAUACUUCACUGAAAUUGCUGCUACAGUUGCUUACACAAUGGAAGCUUGUAAUACACACUCCAGGAAAAGCUUCUGAGCAGUUGAUACCAAAUGGAUCCAGCCACAGGAUACAGUCUGAAAGAAGCCCCUAUUCUAAUGUACUACACGCAGUCGAAGGAUUUGCACUGGUUCUGCUGUGUAGUUUCCAGGUCGCUACGCGUAAGCUAGCUGUUUUAAUCCUCAGAGAGAUCCGUGCUUUAUUCCUGGCCCUUGGCCAGACAGAGGAUGAUGACAGGCCUAUGAUUGAUGUCAUGGAUCAAUUGAGUUCUUCUAUUCUUGAAAGUUUUAUUCAUGUGGCUGUUUCGGAUUCAACAACAAUUCCAUUAACACACAGUGUGGAUUUGCAGUGGCUGGUGGAGUGGAAUGCUGUCCUAGUAAAUAGCCAUUAUGAUGUGAAAAGUCCUUCCCAUGUCUGGAUAUUUGCACAGUCCGUUAAAGACCCAUGGGUUCUCUGCCUCUUCAGUUUUCUUAGGCAGGAGAAUUUACCAAAACAUUGUCCUACAGCUCUCAGCUAUGCUUGGCCAUACGCUUUCACGAGGCUACAGCUGAUAAUGCCUCUUGUGGAUCCAAAUAUUCCUGUUAAUGCAAAGAAAACAAGUACAGCAAGCAGUGGAGACAACUAUGUUACUUUGUGGAGAAACUAUCUUAUUCUCUGUUUUGGAGUAGCAAAGCCCAGUAUUAUGAGCCCAGGACACCUGCGUGCUUCAACACCAGAGAUCAUGGCUACCACUCCUGAUGGAACAGUGAACUAUGAUAAUAAGGCUAUUGGAACUCCAUCUGUUGGAGUCUUACUAAAGCAGCUAGUGCCUUUGAUGAGACUUGAAAGCAUAGAAAUAACAGAAUCACUUGUAUUAGGAUUUGGAAGAACAAAUUCACUUGUUUUCAGAGAAUUAGUAGAAGAACUUCACCCACUAAUGAAAGAAGCCCUGGAAAGAAGACCAGAGAACAAGAAACGUCGAGAACGCCGAGAUCUACUAAGACUGCAGUUACUGCGAAUUUUUGAACUACUUGCCGAUGCUGGUGUUAUAAGUGACAGUACAAAUGGAGCCUUGGAGAGAGAUACGUUAGCCCUUGGAGCCUUGUUCUUAGAGUAUGUUGAUCUGACUCGUAUGCUUCUGGAGGCUGAAAAUGAUAAAGAAGUCGAAAUCCUUAAGGAUAUGAGAGCACAUUUCAGUGCAAUGAUUGCCAACUUGAUUCAGUGUGUUCCAGUUCACCACAGGAGAUUUCUCUUCCCUCAGCAGAGCUUGAGGCAUCACCUGUUCAUCUUAUUCAGCCAGUGGGCAGGACCUUUCAGUAUUAUGUUCACACCCCUGGACCGUUACAGUGAUAGGAAUCAUCAGAUUACAAGAUACCAGUAUUGUGCAUUAAAGGCCAUGUCAGCUGUGCUCUGCUGUGGACCUGUAUUUGAUAACGUUGGUCUUUCCCCUGACGGAUAUCUUUACAAAUGGCUUGAUAACAUUCUGGCUUGUCAAGAUUUACGUGUCCAUCAGCUUGGCUGUGAAGUUGUAGUCCUGUUGCUAGAACUGAAUCCCGAUCAAGUCAAUCUCUUCAACUGGGCUAUAGAUCGAUGUUAUACUGGAUCAUACCAGCUUGCCUCUGGAUGUUUCAAAGCCAUUGCAACUGUGUGUGGAAGCAGGAACUAUCCUUUUGAUAUAGUGACGCUUUUAAACUUGGUGCUGUUCAAGGCAUCUGACACCAACAGAGAGAUCUAUGAGAUUUCCAUGCAACUUAUGCAGAUCCUUGAAUCAAAGCUUUUUGUUUAUUCAAAAAAGGUAGCUGAACAAAGACCAGGCAGUAUCUUGUACGGUACACAUGGUCCAUUGCCACCUCUUUACAGUGUCUCACUUGCCCUUCUUUCAUAUGAACUAGCAAGGAUGUAUCCUGAACUUACCCUUCCACUUUUUUCAGAGGUAAGCCAGCGAUUUCCAACAACACAUCCAAAUGGAAGACAGAUCAUGCUUACCUAUCUGCUACCAUGGCUUCAUAAUAUUGAACUUGUAGACAACAGACUGCUCCUCCCUGGUUCAAGCCCUACCACUCCAGAAGAUGAACUGAAGGACAAGGAUGGGGAAAUAGCCGUCACAAGUGGACUAAAAGGCAAUGGCUGGGGCUCUCCUGAGGCCACCUCACUGGUUCUUAAUAAUCUCAUGUAUAUGACAGCCAAGUAUGGAGAUGAAAUUCCCGGACCAGAGAUGGAAAAUGUCUGGAAUGCUUUGGCCAACAAUGAAAAAUGGAGUAACAACCUUAGGAUAACACUGCAGUUUCUCAUUAGUUUGUGUGGUGUUAGCAGUGAUACCAUCCUUUUACCUUAUAUAAAAAAGGUUGCAAUAUAUUUAUGUCGCAAUAACACUAUUCAGACAAUGGAAGAGCUUCUUUUUGAGCUGCAGCAAACUGACCCAGUGAAUCCAAUAGUCCAGCAUUGCGAUAAUCCUCCGUUUUACCGUUUUGCUGCCAGUAACAAAGCCUCGGCUGCAGCUUCUGGAACGACCUCAAGCAGUAACACUGUUGUAGCUGGCCAAGAUAGUUUUCCUGAUGUAGAGGAGAACAGAAUGGUGAAAGAAACUGAUGAAAGGCUCAGUAAUGUAAUCAGAGCACAUACCCGACUAGAAUCGAGGUACAGUAAUAGCUCCGGAGGAUCUUACGAUGAUGACAAAAAUGAUCCCGUUUCUCCAUAUACAAGCUGGUUACUGAAUAUCGUUGAAACCAAACAACCACAUCCCCUGCCCAUGCCUUACAAUGGAGGAUGUUGGGCACCACUUGUGGACUACCUCCCCGAAACCAUCACACCCCGAGGACCCCUUCAUAGGUGCAAUAUUGCUGUCAUCUUCAUGACUGAGAUGGUAGUGGAUCACAGUGUGAGAGAAGAUUGGGCUCUUCACCUGCCUUUAUUGCUACAUGCUCUCUUUUUAGGUCUUGACCAUUACCGCCCUGAGGUCUUUGAACACAGUAAAAAGUUACUGCUUCACCUUUUGAUCGCAUUAUCUUGCAAUAGCAACUAUCAGGCCAUUGCAUCAGUGCUUCUUCAGACCAGAGAGAUGAAUGAGAUCAAGACGCUGACAGUACAGCCAGCAUACUUACCUGAAUAUCUUUAUACAGGUGGCUUUGACUUUCUGCGGGAAUACCAGUCGUCUCCGAUGCCAGACUCCGGCUUGAGCUCCAGCUCCACCUCCUCCAGUAUCAGUCUGGGAGGCAGCAGUGGAAAUCUCCCACAGAUUACACAAGAGGUUGAGGACAUGGACACCGCUGCUGAAACAGAUGAGAAAGCAAACAAAUUAAUUGAGUUUCUGACAACCAGGGCGUUUGGUCCACUUUGGUGCCAUGAAGAUAUCACACCCAAAAAUCAGAACACCAAGAGUGCUGAGCAGCUUACUAAUUUUCUGCGUCAUGUUGUAUCUGUAUUUAAAGAUUCCAAGUCAGGUUUUCAUUUGGAGCAGCACCUGAGUGAAGUUGCUUUACAAACAGCUCUUUCAAGCUCUUCAAGACAUUACGCGGGUCGCUCUUUCCAGAUAUUCAGGGCCCUAAAGCAGCCCCUUUCUGCACAUGCGUUGUCUGACCUCCUGUCAAGAUUGGUGGAAGUUAUUGGAGAGCAUGGAGAUGAGAUUCAGGGGUAUGUAAUGGAGGCACUACUUACUUUGGAAGCUGCUGUGGAUAAUCUGUCUGACUGUUUGAAGAACAGUGAUCUUUUGACGGUGUUAUCACGCUCAUCUUCGCCAGAUUUAACAUCAAGCACCAAACUGACGGCAAACCGGAAGAGCACAGGACAGCUGAACGUCAACCCUGCAAGUGGUAACACGGCCACCGCUGAACGAAGCAGGCACCAGAGGAGCUUCUCUGUACCCAAAAAGUUUGGAGAUGUGGACAAGUCCUCGGACCCACCACGCAGUGCCACACUAGACAGAAUUCAGGCAUGCACCCAACAAGGCCUGUCCUCCAAAACAAGAAGUUCAUCUUCUCUAAAGGACAGUCUCACUGACCCAUCCCAUAUUAACAAUCCAACCAACCUACUGGCCACCAUCUUCUGGGUUGCUGUGGCUUUGAUGGAAUCAGAUUUUGAGUUCGAGUAUCUAAUGGCAUUACGGUUACUGAAUAAACUUCUGGCUCAUUUGCCACUAGAUAAAGCUGAAAACCGGGAGAAGUUGGAGAAGUUGCAAGGGCAGCUGAAGUGGGCAGACUUCUCAGGGCUUCAGCAGCUACUCCUGAAAGGAUUCACCUCCCUUACUACCACUGACCUCACACUGCAGCUCUUUAGUUUGCUGACACCAGUGUCUCGAAUAUCCAUGGUGGAUUCCUCUCAAGCUAUAGGAUUUCCACUGAAUGUUUUGUGUCUCCUGCCCCAUUUAAUUCAGCAUUUUGACAGCCCAAACCAGUUUUGUAAAGAUAUAGCCGAAAGGAUUGCUCAGGUUUGUUUGGAGGAGAAGAACCCCAAACUCUCAAAUCUUGCGCAUGUCAUGACCCUUUAUAAAACACACAGCUAUACAAGGGACUGUGCUACCUGGGUAAAUGUGGUUUGCCGUUACCUUCAUGAAGCAUUUGCUGAUAUUACUUUGAGUAUGGUUACGUAUUUGGCUGAGCUACUAGAAAAGGGCCUUCCUAGUAUGCAACAGUCCCUCUUACAGAUGAUCUACAGUCUUCUUAGUUAUAUGGAUCUGUCAGCUAUUCCUGUGAAACAAUUUAACAUGGAAGUGUUAAAAACCAUUGAAAAAUAUGUACAGAGCAUUCACUGGAGAGAAGCCUUGAAUAUCCUGAAGUUGGUAGUUUCUCGUUCUGCCAGUUUAGUUUUACCAUCCUAUCAACACAGCGAUCUUUCAAAAAUGGAAAUACAUCGAGUGUGGAACAGUGCCUCCAAGGAGCUACCAGGGAAGACUUUAGAGUUUCAUUUUGAUAUUUCAGAGACUCCAGUUAUUGGGAGACGGUAUGAUGAGCUACAAAGUUCUUCUGGACGAGAUGGUAAACCCAGGGCAAUGGCUGUCACCCGAAGCACUUCUUCAACCUCAUCAGGAUCUAACUCCAAUGUCCUUGUCCCUGUGAGCUGGAAGAGACCCCAGUACUCUCAGAAAAGGACAAAGGAGAAGCUGGUGCAUGUCCUUUCUCUUUGUGGUCAGGAAGUCGGGCUGAGUAAAAACCCUUCAGUAAUUUUUUCUUCCUGUGGUGAUUUGGACCUGAUUGAGCACCAAACAAGCUUGGUGUCUUCAGAAGACGGAACAAGGGAGCAGGAGAACAUGGAUGAUUCAAACAGUGAACAACAAUUCAGAGUCUUUAGGGACUUUGAUUUCCUAGAUGUUGAGCUGGAAGACGGGGAGGAACUUCAGGGUGAGAGCAUGGACAACUUCAACUGGGGAGUACGCCGACGGUCCCUGGAUAGCUUGGACAAGUGUGACAUGCAGCUGCUGGAAGAGAGCCAGCUCUCGGGGAGCACGCCCAGCCUGAACAAAAUGAACCAGGAGGACUCGGAUGAGUCAUCGGAGGAGGAGGACCUGACCACCAGCCAAAUCUUGGAGAACUCAGACCUAAUUAUAACUCUUUCAGAGGAUGCAAAUCAUAUUGACUCACUUUCUACAUCAUGUGACACGACCUCAGCAGACCCUCAUCAUUUUAAUAUAGGAACGACCAGCUUUGAUGUGUCUUUGCCUGAUAUGAAUAAUCUCCAAGUGUCUGAAAGAUCGAAGGUUGAAGCUGUACAUGAAGAACACGAUACAGCAGUCCAUGAGGAUGACCUUUCAGGAUCUACAAAUGAACUCCCUGGAGCAUUUGAAUGCAGUGAUAGCCUUAGUCUGGAUAUGACAGAGACUGAAGAAAAAGUUGACAGGCUGGAACAAUUUGCUCUUGCUAGUUUUGGAGAUGUUGAUCGAAAUGCUUCUCCUCCUCCCUCACCAUUUUUUUCUGCCAUCCUUGCUGCAUUUCAGCCAGCAGCAUGUGAUGAUGCAGAAGAAGCCUGGCGUAGUCAUAUCAACCAGCUUAUGUGCGACUCUGAUGGUUCCUGUGCAGUUUAUACAUUUCAUGUGUUCUCUUCCCUGUUUAAGAAUAUUCAGAAAAGAUUCUGCUUUCUAACCUGCGAUGCAGCUAGUUACUUGGGAGACAACCUGCGAGGAAUAGGCUCCAAGUUUGUGAGGUCUUCUCAGAUGUUAACAUCAUGUUCAGAAUGUCCCACCCUUUUUGUAGAUGCAGAAACACUGCUUUCUUGUGGCCUUCUUGAAAAGCUGAAGUUCAGUGUUUUAGAACUGCAGGAGUAUCUGGACACAUACAACAACAGGAAAGAAGCAACGCUCUCGUGGCUUGCAAACUGCAAAGCAACAUUUGCUGGGGGCUCACGAGAUGGAGUUAUUACCUGCCAGCCAGGGGACUCAGAAGAGAAGCAAAUGGAAUCUCUGGCACAAUUGGAACUGUGUCAGCGAUUAUAUAAACUGCACUUCCAGCUGCUGUUGCUUUUUCAGUCCUACUGUAAACUUAUCGGACAAGUGCACGAAGUGAGUUCCAUGCCAGAGCUGUUAAAUAUGUCAAGAGAACUGAGUGAGUUGAAGAAAAAUCUUAAGGACGCUACCGCUGCAAUCGCAGCUGAGCCUCCGACGACAGAAUCUGAGCCCACGUUCAAUUCUACGGAAGCAGCUAUUCAGUCCAUGCUGGAGUGUUUGAAAAACAAUGAGCUUGUUAAAGCCGUCCGACAAAUAAGAGAAUGCAGGAUUUUGUGGCCCAAUGAUAUCUUUGGAAGUAGCUCUGACGAUGAAGUCCAGACACUACUGAACAUUUACUUCCGGCACCAAACCUUGGGUCAGACGGGCACCUAUGCACUGGUGGGCUCCAACCAGAGCCUGACGGAAAUCUGUACCAAAUUAAUGGAACUGAAUAUAGAGAUCCGCGACAUGAUUCGCAGAGCUCAGAGUUACCGGGUCAUCAAUACUUUUCUUCCAGACUCCAGCAUUUCUGGCACAAGUCUCUGACAGGACUCUUGGGUCCUCUUUCAAGCUGGGAGUGCUGCCCUCUUGGAGUGAGGUGGCUCAAUGUCUUCUCAGCCUUACAAAGGUUUGGUCAAACUGUACUCACUCUUGUUACAUUUAGGAUUUCUUCUAAAAAGAGAUGGGCUGAACUUCAAAUGUGUAGCAAUACUGUAAGGACAAAGGUAGCGUAGAGCAUCCGGGACAACCUCCUUUGUUCUCUGUUGCACAAAAAUCAGUUAGCAUUUCACUGAGCAACUGCAACUCACUACUGAAGAAGUGACUUCCAUUGCAUACCAAAGCCUACUACACUGAACAAUACUUCCUUUAUAGCAAAUUAAUUUUAGGUUGGCAAAAGUGCAAUGUUUCCUUCACGAAACGAUAUUUUUUUUGUUUAAAAAAAUCCUUGUACAUUUUUUCCUUUUUUCUCUUAUUUGGUUGAGUGAAAGAUGGGCAGAAUGAAGCUGGCCACAGAUUCUCGCAAACUUGUUGGUCAAAAGCUGAGAGCCUGUGUAUAUGAAACAAAUUGUAAAUGGACUACAGUUUAAUGUACACUGUAAUUUGAAUA
Cariama cristata (Red-legged seriema) is the source of this 9304-nucleotide messenger RNA. RefSeq names its product furry homolog (Drosophila) (gene FRY). The annotation marks the transcript as partial. The record is from RefSeq and is a predicted model, not a curated record. Gene Ontology annotation, biological process: neuron projection development; cell morphogenesis. Gene Ontology annotation, cellular component: cell cortex; site of polarized growth. The transcript is spliced from 62 exons. NCBI's taxonomy places the organism in Eukaryota, Metazoa, Chordata, Aves, Cariamiformes, Cariamidae.